Molecule: messenger RNA, 884 nt
Organism: Alosa sapidissima (American shad)
Lineage: Eukaryota; Metazoa; Chordata; Actinopteri; Clupeiformes; Clupeidae
Product: aquaporin-4
Exons: 6
Coding region: 51-884 (277 amino acids)
Biological process (GO): transmembrane transport
Cellular component (GO): plasma membrane
Molecular function (GO): water channel activity
Source: RefSeq, a predicted model, not a curated record
CACAGGGACGGCCAGCUCCACACCGCUCCGCUUUCAGACACACACUCAACAUGACACUUCAGGAGGAGCUGCGGAGUCGUCAGUUCUGGCGGGCCAUAGCCGCUGAGGUGCUGGGCACGUUGGUAUUUGUGUCGGCAGUGCUUGGUUCCUCUAUGCCAGGGCCAGAGGGCAAUGAUGGGGGCCCUCUGUACCCUGCACUGGCGGCGGGAAUGGUGGCAGUAGGCCUGGGACACUGCUUUGGGGAGAUCAGUGGAGCCCAGGUAAACCCUGCGGUCACUCUGGCCUUCCUGGCCACCAGGCGCCUGGAGGCUCUGAGAGCGCUGGUGUAUGUAGCGGCCCAAUGCCUGGGCGCCACUCUGGGCACGGGGAUCCUCUACCUGGCCUUGCCACAGAAGUCCACCGCAGAGUCCUUUGCCAACAAGGUUCCCAUGGAGGUGAACGCAGGCCAGGCGCUGGGGAUGGAGAUGCUGGCCACCUUCCAGCUGGUCUUCACCAUCUUCUCCGUGGAGGACCAGCGGCGGCGGGAGGGGGCAGAGCCAGGGAACCUGGCCAUCGGCUUCUCACUGAGCGCAGGGAUCUUUACAGCAGGUCGCCUCUCAGGGGGCAGCAUGAAUCCUGCCAGGACUCUGGGCCCCGCCAUCAUCACUGGGGUCUGGGAGUACCAUUGGGUGUACUGGAUUGGGCCGGUGUUGGGCGCGAUCCUGGCUGGCGUGUCCCACGAGUUCUUCUUUGCUCCCAGCGCGUCCAGACAGAAGCUGGUGGCGUGUCUGACCUGCAAGGACAUCGAGAUGGUGGAGACCGCCAGCGUCUCCCGCUCCUCCCUCUCGACUGUCACGCAGACGGCCAUGAGGGCUAAGCAGGCCCACAAGUCUGAGCACACCUGA